AUGGACUUCGAGAUCUUGAUCGUCGGAGCUGGCAUAUUCGGUAUAAGCACAGCUUAUCAUUUAGCCAAACAAUCCUCAAACCCAUCUAGCAUUGCAAUUCUUGACAGGGCCCCUCCACCGUCAGGUGAUGCGGCGUCAACGGAUGUCAACAAAAUUGUACGCGCAGAUUAUUCCAGCCCACUCUAUAUGGAAUUAGCAUUUGAAGCGAUCGAUGCCUGGAAAAAUGACCCCCUUUUUGCAAAUACAGAUGUCUAUCAUCAGUCCGGUUGGAUCGCGCUUAAUGAACGUGGAGACAAGGUUGUUGACAAAAUUCGCGACAACUUCAAGAUGAGCGGUCGCGCGGACCCCACGAGAGAUAUGACCGAAGACGAGAUACGCGGCAGCUGGGGCGGCGUUCUGAAGGAUGCAGAUAUGAGUUCCUUUGACUCUUACUACUUCAAUCCGUCUGCUGGGUGGGCUGAUGCCGGUGCCGCUGUGGAAAUCAUGGCAAAAGAGGCCAUUCGCUUGGGUGUCCGAUAUCAUGUGGGCGAGGCCAGUCGUCUUAUACUGGAUGUAAAUGGAGUCAAGGGGGUUCAGAUAAGUACUGGCGAGUUGUACACCGCUAAGAAAAUCGUGCUAGCUACAGGAGCAUGGACAAGCCAACUGAUGUCUUCAACUGAAGAUGAUCUCAAAAUUUCCGAAAAGGGUAGAAUUGAAAGUCAGCUUACGGCUGCAGGCGUAUGUGUUGCGCAUUUCCAGUUAUCGGAUGCAGAACGCACGCCAUAUGACCAGCUCCCUGUAUAUGUGUAUGGUGAAGAAGGUACCCACCCAUUAGGGGAAACCUUUCCGCCAACGGCUUCGGGCCUACUUAAAUUCACCAAUACGGCCUCAUUCAAAAAUAGCGUCCAGACCAGCGGCGGCCACACCAUCUCGGUACCACCCCCGACCGAUCAACGGGCCGUCCCUGAGAAACUACGUCAAGAGUUGAUCAAAUCCAUCAGGGGCCGUUUACCUCAGCUGUUCGAAAAUGAUCGGCAGGUCGAUUACUAUCGAUUGUGUUGGGAUGCGAUAACACCAGAACAACAUCCCUUAAUCACACGACAUCCGCAUGGACAGCUGUCAAAUCUGUAUCUGGCAGUCGGAGGAUCUUUUCAUUGCUGGAAAUUCCUUCCUACAAUAGGUCGUUAUGUGGCCAAUGCUAUUUGUGGCGUUAGUAACGGCCCUGAUCGUGACUGUGCAUGGAAGUGGAAGGAAGGUGAACAGGGGUAUGGGGUCCAUCAGAGUCUCAUUCCGGAUAGAGAACUCAAAGGUUACCAGAUUUGA
Molecule: messenger RNA, 1302 nt
Organism: Penicillium angulare
Lineage: Eukaryota; Fungi; Ascomycota; Eurotiomycetes; Eurotiales; Aspergillaceae
Product: NAD(P)/FAD-dependent oxidoreductase
Exons: 2
Coding region: 1-1302 (433 amino acids)
Molecular function (GO): saccharopine oxidase activity; flavin adenine dinucleotide binding; sarcosine oxidase activity
Source: RefSeq, a predicted model, not a curated record